Messenger RNA from Heterobilharzia americana, 9071 nucleotides. The record is from the annotation of a GenBank genome assembly. NCBI's taxonomy places the organism in Eukaryota, Metazoa, Platyhelminthes, Trematoda, Strigeidida, Schistosomatidae.
AUGACCAGAAUUGGAUCUAGGUUUCAGAGUUCCAGAUCGCCUCCUAGAAGGUGGCCUUCUAAUAGCCAACAUGUUAAACGUGGAAAGUUGGAAAUGGACAUGGAUUUUGCGGCUCCUGAUUGGAAAACAACCGAACUGUCGAAGUUCGAAAAGCACUUUUACCAAGAGCACCCCUCAUCAGCUUCCAGAUCAGAGGCGGAAGUGGAAGCAUUCCGGAUGAAGUAUAGAAUGUCACUUUCAGGAAGGGAUGUUCCACGCCCUGUUUUGUCAUUCAGUGAGCUGAACGUUCCUGAUUACAUUUUAAGUGUGAUUGCUAAAAAUGGUUGGCAGCUCCCAACGCCCAUACAGUCACAAGGAUGGCCUAUGGCGCUUUCCGGGAGAGAUGUUGUUGGGAUAGCCCAAACUGGGUCAGGCAAGACGGCAACAUUUCUAUUACCGGCCAUUAUCCACAUUAUGGCACAGCCCAAACUGUUACGUAAUGAAGGGCCGAUAUGUCUCGUUCUCGUUCCUACCCGUGAAUUAGCUCAGCAGGUUCUUAGUGUUGCAACAGAAUUUGCAAACGCAGCAGGCUUACGAGCGCUGUGUUUCUACGGUGGAUCUGCCAAAGGCACCCAACUCCGCGAGAUGCAAAGAGGCGGUGAGAUAUGUAUCGCUACCCCUGGUCGACUUAUUGAUUUUAUCCGAGCUCAAAGAAAUUUGCUUUCGAGGGUGACAUACUUAGUCCUGGAUGAAGCUGAUCGGAUGUUGGAUAUGGGCUUUGAACCGCAAAUUAGAAAAAUCAUUAGCCACAUACGCCCUGAUCGUCAAACGCUUAUGUGGUCUGCAACUUGGCCACGGGAGGUCCAAACCUUGGCCAGAGAAUUUCUCGUCGACUAUAUCCAGGUCAACAUUGGGUCCGUCUCACUCCACGCCAACCCAAAUAUCACUCAAAUUGUUGAGAUAGUAGAUGAUUGGAGUAAAGAGCAACGAUUAAUAGGUCUCCUGGCAAGCUUUGGACGAGCACGUACUCUUGUGUUUGUUGAAACUAAACGCCGUACUGAUCAGCUAACAAAUUCUCUACGGCGUCGUGGGUUUUUUGUCGAAUCAAUGCAUGGUGGUAAGCAGCAGAGAGACAGAGAAAUGACACUUGCAAGUUUCAAAAGUGGAAGAGUCAACAUACUUGUGGCCACAGAUGUGGCAUCUCGGGGUCUCGAUAUUGAUGACAUAGAGUAUGUCGUUAACUUUGAUUUUCCUAAUCAAACUGAGGACUACAUCCAUCGUAUUGGGCGUACUGCACGUAGCAACAAGACAGGAACCGCAUUCACUUUCUUCACACACAAGAAUGCCAGACAAGCUCGUGAUCUAAUUGAAAUAUUGGAUGAAGCUAACCAAGAGAUAAGUCAGGAACUCAUCCAGCUGGCUGGCAUGCCCAGUUAUCUCAGGAAAUCUGGAGCUGUCAAAAAAAAUACUCCCGUCUUCCAACAAAAACCACCUGGUCGCGUAACUGGUUUUGGAAACCCAUCUUCAAGCUUCUCAACACAAGAUAUAAGAGCUGUCAACUCUGGAGUUUCUUAUCAGAACGGCUCAUCUCUCAUGAAUAAAGUGAAUACAGCUGCUGAAAAUUCUCAUAUAACAACAGGUCUGUUCCCUGCAACGUUCAAAUCUAUUCCUAGCGAUCCGUCUAUCAGUGGUCGCCAACCGGUGUUGGGUAGUGCACCGACUAGUCAGGUGCCAGCAUAUGGGGGAUUAUCGCAAUCUUUUCCAGUGAAUGACACUAGGCUCAGUGAGACUAACUUUCUAAAGCCUAGUCCGGCAGAUGCUAUCGAGACGGGGAAGUGGGAUAGGCGAAUCGCUAGUACAGAGAAAGUUAGUUCUGUAAUGGCUACGCCCAUUCCCUUAGCUCAAAGUUCGAAUACGGUUACUGAAACAAAUGAUCAGUGGCCUACUAACCAGUGGGGGGCCAGUGUCAAUCAGGUCCAACCGCAUUGGAAUCCAUCACCUGCGGACGCAAUGGCGACCAAUGGUUCAUUUCAGCGCUCUGUUGGUCAAAAUAUUAAGCGACCUACACUUAUGGAUCCAUCUGCAUCUCAUAUCAGUUUAGUAAAUCCCAGCAGUGAUAUGCCCGUAUCAGCUGUUAGAUCCCGGGGUUCUGUGGCGAACCCUAAACUGAACUGUCCCCCAGGGAAUCUCUCACAAUAUUCACAACAAUGGCCAGGUUUUGCUUCGAAUCCCUACUCAUAUUCUGCGCCACCUCCUGCAGUUACAGACACGUCUUCGUCCAACUGGGGCACUGGAUGGGCCCCAAACUAUCACGGAAGUUAUUAAAUGAUCCAAAGUGCCGUUUCAAACCGUACAUUUUUUCCGAACUACAUUGUCGACCAAAUAACUUUUGUCAGGAGGCUGUCAAGUUUGUUGAUUGCACGGCCUCCAGCAAUAUUGUUUUCUCUUCUGCAUUCGUACAAGUGUAGUACGAAGCACAAAUUGUAGCCCCAUUAAAGCUAAAGCAUUAUCUGUAAACAAUGUUUUGUUCUUCAUACUUUACACUACUGUGUUGAAUGUGCAGGCAAGUAAUUUGAGUAUGAAAGCAUUUAAACUGCUGUUAUUUGUGGCCAGUUACUAUGUUACUAGUGCAAUAGUAAUAAAAUUAAACAAGAUCACAUUGCAAAAAAUUGAGUUAAUCAUGAAACUGAAUCUAGGUGAAGUAUCAGCAUCAUUGUGGUAGUUUUACUAGUCCUUAGGUGCACUGGUUUGGGAUAAUGGCCUUAUUUUGAAAAAAAUGACCAUAAAAGGGCUGUGUUCUGUUUUAUGUCUGCUUGGGUUAAGUGACAUAAGUGUCCAUAAUAACAGGUAACAACAUAGGAUAGCUGCAUAGUGAUCUGGGUUGCCACGACUUACAUCGACUCAUCGCUGUAGGUGUCGACAAACGAAAAUACGUCAGGUGGAGAAAACCAUGAGCGUAUCAGAAAAAGAAAAGAUGUAAAAUGCUGUAUGGAUGAAAAUGCAUCGUGAUUCAUUCUGCAGUCCAUUGUCAUCAUACCAGUAAGGGAUUAUUUUGGUGUUACGAAAGAUUGUAAGAUGGGACAUUUGAUUUGUUGGCGAUAUUGUUAGCGUAUCUCAACUAGGAAGGUUUCGAUUCUGCUUACAUUUUCAGAUUAACUCCAAGCGCCUCAUUACUUUUAGAUGUUUUCAGUUUUAGUAGUAAUUCGUGUUAAGAAUUUGCUGCUGAAAAUAUGACUAAGGGACUAACACGUGACACGUUCUCCGAUCCACCUUUUGUUUUUUUAUUUUGCAUAACGUGCAACUCAGAUUGAAAGUAUUCAGCAGGUGCUUUCGUAUGCUGAGAUUUUUGAGUUGGUGCCCAACAAGUAAUUGUGCUAUCAUUGGUCUGAUGACCAUUAAGGAAGUUCGUCUAUAUUGUUUGUUUCGUGUGCGCCACGUGUUUGAAGUCUUGGUGUAAAUUGUCUUACUGAUUUGCUUGAUGCUACCUUUAUUAGUAUUUUGAUGUUUAAGGUCUUAUUAAGAUGACACGAUGUAGUGUCCAAACCUGGGCGUAUUGGGUUCGAAAGUUACAUGUUUGUAAGUAAGUAGGCUUAUUUGCGGGUAUGAAAAUACCUUGAAAACAAUUGUUAACUGAUACAUUUCGAGGCUUUGUAUCAUUUCUGCUCCUGAUAAGGUAAGACUUGGUGGGCUAUUCAGCCAUAAGUCAACAAAUAUCUUCCCCACCGUCUACUCAUAUAAUCGACUUUAUCGUCCACAAGACGUAAAUCCGGUUAUCAUUACCAUACAUAUAUGACAUUCCUUUCCUUAUUAAUGUUUUUAUUCACUCCAGUUUUCCCUUUUCCAGAUAACCAAGUUAUGAUGCAAGAAAGUAUCCGUGCGUAAACAGAAAGGAUAUUAGUUUUAGCGGUAACCUAGUGAAGUCACAUUGAUGAUUUAUGGAAAAUCUGGUAUAAAUAGUUGCAAACUGUGAAAUAAGGGUAGAGUUAAGGAAUGAGCCAUAAAAUGGCUUGUAAGAAAAUUCAAGGAUUUCUUUUUUUUGGGGGGGGGGGAGGAGUGAGGAAAGCGAACUCAUCCGGUACUAUCCAUUUGCUUUGUUCUGUAAGUCGACAAUCCGCACUAAAAGUGAUUUGUUAAGAUGUUACGAAAUCGUUAUGCAGUCAGUUACUUAAGUAAUGUUGUCUGAUAUGCUUAGCGCAUGCAGUGCAAACUGGUGAACUAGUCAGCACCUUCAGAGUUAUUCUUUGUAUUUCAUGUUUAUGAUGGUAAAAUUCAGGAGGUAUUCUGUUAUCGUCUGUGACUUAUCUUUGCCUUGCAGUCGUCAAGAUCUCAUAUCAGAAUAACCCAGCUUUGUUGAUGUUGACAUACUGUGACGCUUUAGAUCCAUAAAAUGUUAAAUAUUGACCCGUAAAUUUUAUUGCAAGCUGGAAAUGAAUCAUGUAAGCUGAAUGCAUGCGUUGUUUGGUGAUCAGAAGUGAGGAAUCUUGAGAAGCAUUAUCUUGGUGAAAUUCCUGCUUUAGGCUAGCUUCACUACUAGUUCGAUUACUAUAUUUCUUUUUUCAGGUACCUUUAGAGGUGAAAAGUUUCGAGUAUGAGUCAGAUAACUUUACAUAUUCAGUAACUGGUCCUUUUUGAUGACUACAGACCAUCUACUUUCGUACUUCCUGAAUGUUCUUUUUAGUGAGUUUCAAUAAUAUUCGGUUCGACAAUCUAAAAUGAUCAAUUGAAUCAACGUGUUUAUUACCUUGGUUUCGUGGAACCACGCUCCUGAGUGCAUUUUGAAAAGCUGUUAUCGAAUUCCUUGCCACAAGGCAAGUAUAAAUAGCUAAAACUCCGACUUUUCCGAGACACGGUAUUUGUCAUUUUUGUGUUGCACACGGUUCCGAGCAUGGUUAUUAACCUAGCUGGUAUGUUGAGUUCGCAUGACUUUAACAAAAGAUAUUUUUCCUCCUUGGAAACAGCUUCAAAGCCAUUUAUGUACAGGUAUAGAGAUGAAUCCAAGUGUGGGUAAUACUGUCGACUAUUUCCUGUUUGACCAUAAUCUAUCCAUUCGUUUGCGUGUAACUAAGAAUGGUGAUAUACUCCUGUCGAUGACUGCUAAGUUUAUGUGGUCACUGAGCUUGCAUACAGCAGUGACCCAUCAAGCUAUACUGGUGUACUACUUGCUUUUUUAAGAUCCUACCAUGCCAGAUAGAUCAGUUGGUGAGUGGUAAGAUAAAAAGCAGCUACCGUUAUGAUGGUAGUCCAAGAGUUAAGACAUACGGCUACCUGAGGGGGAGUAUGAAAGCAACUUGGUGUUUACCACGAAUCUUCUCUAUGUAGAAAGGAAUUAAGAAAAAGUUCACCCCGCAUUGUGUUGCAUUCUGGUGUCGCCGGUACGACUUCCUAGCCACAAUUUAAUCAGAGCUAGGAUCUCAAUUUCCGAUAAGGUUAUGUGUGAUCAGCCUCAUUCGAUGUCUCUUUGAACUUCGGGGCCACGAACCACUAUCAAUAGCCUAACUUAUUUUCCUGGUGCCUCAAGCAGUAACCGAAGUCAUGAACAGUCGGAAAGUGCCAAGUCCUUCUGUCGGCGCUUAAGUCUCUACAGAUCAUCGUCAACCUUCCACGUAUUUGGCUUCCAAUCGUUCGUUAUGUAUCAUGUCAACUUGGACCGUUACCCACUAAUACCCGGGUCCCAAAUUGAUGUCGUCUGUCUCUCGUUGAGAUUAUCAAAACGAGUUAUGCGUUCGCUAGCUUUGAACAAUGAAAGUCAACUGCACUUCGUACAAUGAUGUCCUUGAAAUACGAUUACGGACUUUUAUUAACAAUGACAAACAGAUCUUUUGGAAAAUCGAUUGAAUUCCGUCCUAAACAUCAUAUUUUGCAUCGAGGAACAAAAUAGCUUCAUCACUUUUCAUGACAGCAACAUAUCAUACAAAAUUCCAUGACUUCAAUCCACUUCCUUGUUGAGUUUCAAGGUAGAAAGUGUACUGUUCAGCUGGAUCCGAGAUGAGUGGCCUAUGCACUGUUUGAGUGAACGGUAGAGCAAAGACUAACAGGAAUAGUGAAACUCAUCGUCGUGUUAUCUUAGUCUCUCCCUACGCAACGACUAUCGCAGUUCAGAUUAAGUGAUACCGAAAACUGACACUUUGAAAGGCAAGUAUUGACAUGUUAAAGCCACUUGAUUUAAAUGCGCCAGUGGGCUGGCCAGAUCAAAUUGGCACUUAAGAGACACUUGGGAUCCCGGCAUAACGAAUGCAUGACGGCGAUCACUUACAAUAAUGCUCAGAAAACUGCCCAUAUCUGGACACAGGACCGUACGGUGUGACGACCACCGACGUAAACGCAACGGUUAGCCAUAUUGCUACCAGUUAUCUAUGCAGAGGGUUGGCGAGAGCCUUCCAUUUCCCUGAGGCACUUGUUUGGAGGGCAUUUGCGUGCAGAUCGGCUCCCAAAUGGACACUGACAAGCUCAUUCCAAUCGCAAGUCGGUUACUUGAAUACUAAGGUCACUGUCAAUAAGUAACUGGCCAGACAGCUAUCGAGAAAAAUAACGUUAUGCAUUCGGAGCGAACCUGGUGCCGUCUCCAGUCUGCUGUAAAAACAACACUGAAAACCGUAGACGAUUCAUAAAAUGGUGGUUGAAAGGCCAGCGGAUAUCAGCAGCUUCUGAAUUACUAGACGCUUGAAAAUAUUACUGCAACCUGGAGCCUAAUUGAAAGCGAAAUCAACUUAAAUUAGGACUGCUAAAAAGUCCAGUCAGUGAAGGGCAGCGAAGUGUGUUACGAUUGGUUGUAGUAGGCACUUAAACUAUCAGGGAAGCUUAAGACUAGUAAGAAAGGCUGGUGCUUAGCCCACAGGGAAAACAACUGGAAGGAUUGGCGAAGCACUUUGAAAAAUGCCAAGUGGCCUCCGCUGUCCAAUCGAAUACUCAGGCUGAGCCUCCAACUCUAGCCGAAGUCAUAAAGACUAUAGGUAACCUGAAACAAAAAAGAACAGAUGGACUUACCUACUCGCGGAGAUACUAAAGGACUAUGGUUGUGAGUUUCUAGUCAAACUAACUGAAGUGUUAGCCAGCAUACGGAGAUGAAAUAUGAUCUUGCUCCUACUUCAUUCUUCAAAAAGGGUAGAAGUUCUGAGGUAACCAAUAAAAAAGCAUCAUUUGAAUAGGGUUCUUUAGUUAUGAAACGUUUAGAUGGGACCCAGUGAGGCGCGUUUCAGAUAUAGUCGUCUGUGCUUCAUCCGAAUUUUAACGCUCAACUAGGUCAUACGACUCUUUGAGGUUGAGAAGGCUGUAUCGUAGCUGAAACGGUACAAAGGAGCAGGAACUGACAGUUUGCUACCUGAAGUUUUCCAGGAUAAAGGUAGGAGAUUGCUUAAAGGGAUGAAGGUACUAGGUAGUGUUCGGGAAUCAGAGGUAGUCCCGUCAAACUGGUGUACUUCACUGAUCAUUUUACUCUGUAGGAAGGGAGAAGAGUUUUGGUGUGACAACCAUAGAGAAGUUAGUCUGACCAAUAUUGUCUCCAGGAUUCAAGGGUGCGUAGUUUUCUGACACUUAGCUGCAGCUCAAGAAAAAACCAGGUGUUUCAAACCUGGACAAGGGUGCAUCGAUCAUAUUUUCAUCAUCCGACAAGUUCUGUAACGCGGGCAUGCGUGCCGGCCAAUGGCCGACAUUUGUCAUAUUUCUUGACCUAAAAGCGUCAUAUGACUUAGUCGACCGUGAGGUGUUGCGACAGUGUCUGGCUGUGAUACGAGUUCCGAGCAAGUACACAGUACUGAAGGAAGCUUUCUACUUGGACUCACGCACGGGUGUCAGGGUUUAUGGAGAGUUGUGGAUUGAUCAUAACUAGUGGUGUCUUGUAGAGAUGCCCAUUAUCACCGUUUCUAUUCAACUUCUUUGAAGACUUACUAAUGAACAUAACUUGAGAUACCUGAAACUUCACAGGGAUUGAUCUACUAUCUGUAUGCCAUCCGAUUGACUUGGAGUAUGCAGAUGAUAUUGUCUUGUUAGGGUAGAUGAAGACGGCAAUAAAAUGCAGAGUUUUCUGAACGCGUUGGUCGUUGACAAAAUCUCGGAUACAGAAAACUCUUUGGGCGCUUGGUAACUUACAUCAUCUGUGGUGCUAAUUGACGAGAUAUCCAACUACCUAUCAAAGGACGAGCAUACUUCACUGCAAUCCGUUCUGUCCUGUUGUACGACUGUGAGACAUGGCUGUCAAAAGUAGAAAGCAUGAACCAACUACAGGGAUUGAAUCACGGAUGCCUUCGUGGGAUUGCUCGCGUUUAGUGGCAUCACCAUAUGUGCAAUGAUGAGAUCAGGUGAAGAGUACUAGGCAAGACAGGCAAGUCGAUUGACAAGGUUGUGGGCCUUCAUCAGCUGAGAUAGCUUGGACAUGCACUGCAUACGCCGAUCCAUUGCCUACCUCCACGUGCUUACGCUGGGUAAAGUUGGAUUGUGUUGGAAGAUGGUUCAGGGUCGCCAAACUAAGACGUAGCACCAAUCAGUAGUCUCAAUGUUUGUCUGGGUCAUGACGGGUGUCCGUGACGAAAGGAGUUAGUGGUGGAGGACAGACUUUUGGUGACAUGUCUGAAAAGAGGUCAGCGGUGAAGAUGUAUUAACUCCUUGACCUCUAGGGGUUAGGUGUUCGCAUCGACUUUUAUCUUAAAACUGUUGACUCUAACAUAGGUUUGUAUACUAUGUCACUUUUUUUUAUCCACCUGUUCUUUGUUUCCUAGUGUGAAGUGUGGCAACUUUAGCCGAAGAACUAGUAUGUGGGGUUCUACGUUGAUUUUGACAGUUUCGAGAGCACAGCCCCACUGACGGACGCCUAUUACCAGCUAUAUUUCUUGACUUCAGGUUUAAAUGUUUCUUAGUAUUGUCACGCAUUGAAAAGGAAGCCGGGUCAAUACAACAUAUUGAUAAAAUUUUGAGGGGGUUGUGGAGAUUUGGAAAUAUUUCAAGUUGUUAUUCAUCGAAGACUGACAUCAGUUGGAGGAACAAAGGAAACCUGGGAGCACUGGACAGCUGUUUCGUCCUAGUAUGGGACUCCUCAGCAGUGCGCACCCACGACCCCACACCAGCAGGGAUCGAACCCGCGACCUUCAGGUUCCGCGACC